Messenger RNA from Microtus ochrogaster (prairie vole), 1697 nucleotides. RefSeq names its product protein tyrosine phosphatase 4A3 (gene Ptp4a3). Gene Ontology annotation, biological process: protein dephosphorylation. The record is from RefSeq and is a predicted model, not a curated record. Lineage: Eukaryota; Metazoa; Chordata; Mammalia; Rodentia; Cricetidae.
CGGAGCCGCAGGGAGGCCAGGCGUGGGGACGUAGCCAGCUGUUUCCUUGACUGUGCCUUCCGAAGACCAGUGUGUGAUUGAUGGAGGAACUCCAGGAAAGCAGCUCUAACUACUGCCGUUCCCAACAUCUUGGGUGCUGCUGCUGAGGAGGCCCGUGCCUCUCUGGCCCUCACCAUUGCCCUUGCCUCCCAAUGGCCUCUGCUGCCAGGCCAGAGGCCAGCACUGCUGCCUGAGCCCGCUGCCCCUCUCCAGGACUUGCCGUUCCCUGAUGGGGUAACGUGACAGACGCCCCGGAUCACAGGCUGCCUGUCCACCACGGCCCAGGGCUGCCAGAGUUGGUUGAGUUCAAGUUCAUUUUCUGUUUGGUCCUGAGUGCUGGGUCCAGACCAAAGGGGACUCUCCUCUACCCACCCAUGCAGAGAGGGUGUCCCGGGCGACGGCCCCAUAGAGGACAGUGUUCUGCGGCCAGAGUCACCAACUUGAAGUUCUCUUUGCUCAGUUUUUUUGGUUGUUGUUAUUUUUAUUUUUGCCUCUUUGUAACUACUCCACUCUGAGAGACAGGACUUUGGAGCUGCCCAUCUUACCAGGGGAGGGGGUUUUCUUUCUUUUCCUUUUCUUUUUUAGAAUCGGGUUUUGUUUUGGAAUUAUCAACCACCAGGCAGCUUUCCUCUCCUCCUCCCAAGUAUUUGCACAAUAUUUGUGCGGGGUGUGGGGACGAGGUUUUAAGAAGGUCUUUUCUUUUCUUUUUUUUUUUUUGGACAAGCACGGGGGUCUCACUGGACUUGGUGUGGGGGGUUGGGGGACCCCCCGUGCAGCCCUUGCUGGCUGGUCCUCUCUGGGUUCCCGGAGGAGGCAUGGCUCGCAUGAACCGGCCCGCGCCUGUGGAGGUGAGCUACCGAAACAUGCGCUUCCUCAUCACACACAACCCCAGCAAUGCCACCCUCAGCACUUUCAUCGAGGACCUGAAGAAGUAUGGGGCUACCACCGUGGUGCGUGUGUGUGAAGUGACCUACGAUAAGACCCCUCUGGAGAAGGACGGCAUCACUGUUGUGGAUUGGCCCUUUGAUGACGGGGCGCCCCCUCCUGGCAAGGUGGUAGAGGACUGGCUGAGCCUACUGAAGGCCAAGUUCUACAAUGACCCGGGCAGCUGCGUGGCUGUGCACUGUGUGGCAGGUCUGGGAAGGGCUCCAGUGCUCGUGGCUCUUGCCCUUAUCGAGAGCGGGAUGAAGUAUGAGGAUGCCAUCCAGUUCAUCCGACAGAAGCGCCGUGGGGCCAUCAACAGCAAGCAGCUCACCUACCUGGAGAAGUAUCGGCCUAAGCAGAGACUGCGGUUCAAAGACCCACACACGCACAAGACUAGAUGCUGUGUCAUGUAGCUCAGGCCCUGGCCCUGUCUACCCGUUACUCCCGUGCCUCAGUGUGUCUGUGUCUAAGGAGCCCAGUGGCCGUGUGUGUUCCCGCUCUGUCCCUGUCUGUGCCCACGGCUGUCCCUGGACCUCCUGCCAGUUCCGUCCUGCCCCUCCACCCCCUGCCCAGGCCUUUCCCUGGCCUGUGGACCACAGGUGGGUGUUUUUAACCACUGGGCCCAGGGCUUCAGCAGCGCUGCCCUCACCCUAACCUGUUUUCAGCACCUUUUGUUACCAGAUCCUGGGCCUUCAGGUGCUCUGGACUCUCAAGGCAAUAAAUCAGGAGCUGUG